AUGGUGUCGUUUGAUGUUGUGGCAUUAUUUACUUCAAUCCCGGUGGAAUUAGCAGUUCAGAUUGCGGCUUCAAGACUGGAUAAGGAUUUAACAUUAGUAAAAAGGACGUCAUUAUUAGCACAGGAUGUUGUUGAACUCUUGGAGUUUUGUCUAAAAUCGACAGAAUUCCAAUUCAGAGGAAGAUAUUAUAAGCAAAUACAUGGUACAGCAAUGGGGUCACCGGUGUCGGUGAUUGUGGCUAAUUUAGUGAUGGAAGAAUUGGAAAUCAAAGCGUUGAAUACUUUUGUUGAUAGUCUGAGGUUUUAUUACAGAUUUGUGGAUGACACGAUCACAGCACUGAAGAAAUCGCAGAUUUCUAACUUCCAUGACCAUUUGAACACUCAAAGUGAUCACAUUAAGUUUACAGUGGAGAGAUAUAAUAAGAAGGAAGGCCUUGCGUUUCUUGAUACGCUAAAUAAAGUUAGUGAUGAUGGUAUGGUCCACACAAAGGUAUACCGAAAGCCGAUGCAUUCGGAUCGAUAUUUACCGUUCGAUUCCCAUCAUCCAAGGCAGCAUAAGAAUGCGGUUGCAAGGACACUCUUUAGAGAGCCAGUUGGCGUAUGUAAUGAUGCGAAGGAGCAAAAGCAAGAAGAGAAACGAGUAUAUAAAGUUUUGAGAGGCAACGGUUACCCUAAAGAAAUGUUAACGAGAAUUUGUAGGGAAAUUGGAAGUGGUAAUUUAUCAGUGGGCGAUGCUGAACAACCAACAGACCUGGAUAAGGGCAAUGGUUUAGUAGUCCUUCCGUAUAUUCAAGGUACAACGGAACGAUUAAAACGGACAUUAAUUAAAAACGGAUUUAAAGUUGCAAUGAGGCCGGUAUGCACGUUGAAAAAACAGUUAGUAAAACCAAAGGAUGUAUUAUCAAUCCAAGAACAGACAGGGGUGGUGUAUAGCAUCCCCUGUGCGGGCUGUGAUGUAGAAUACAUUGGUGAAACAGGACGAGCUUUUGGAACGCGAGAGAAGGAACACAAGGCAGCAGUCCGUUUAGGGAAGAUUGAAAAGUCAGCUUUGGCUAAGCAUGGGUAUGAUUGUGAGCAUGGUAUAGCAUGGAACGAUUCAAAAUUAUUAUGUAAAGAGAGCAGAUGGGCGCAACGUAAAUGGAAAGAAGCAUGUAUGAUUGAGCAAUCGGGUAACGGUAUUUCGAACAGAGAUAAUGGUAGGAUACUUCCUGACGUUUAUAAGCCGAUUUUAAAGAAAUAA
Molecule: messenger RNA, 1239 nt
Organism: Dendronephthya gigantea
Lineage: Eukaryota; Metazoa; Cnidaria; Anthozoa; Malacalcyonacea; Nephtheidae
Exons: 1
Coding region: 1-1239 (412 amino acids)
Source: RefSeq, a predicted model, not a curated record